CAACCGUUCCCCAGGACGAGCUCUAACCUGCUCACUCGUAGGAACACACACAUCAUGUCAACCCCGAUCCACAGUUCAGCGCCUACGCUCACUCCAUCCUCCCCCACUAUCCCGCAAUACGAGUCCGCAGCCUCAGGCAGAACCCCGGGCGAGGAUGGCCUUGUCAAGACGGCGCCUUAUCCCUUCGACAACGCGUUUUCAGACGCCGAUGUCGUGUUGCGGGCCGUGGACGGUACGCGUUUCUACCUUCACAAGGCUGUCCUGCGCGUCGCGUCGGUGUUCUUUGCCGACAUGUUCUCCUUACCGCAACCACCAUCUCCGGGUUCAGAGACCGGCCCCGAUGCUAUACCGACCAUCCCAGUCACGGAGGACAGUGAACCUCUCGAGCGACUACUACGCAUGUGCUACCCGGUCGACAGGCCUGAGGUGUCUGACUCUGUCCAGACUGUGGCCCCUAUCCUCGGCGCAGCGCUGAAGUACCAGAUGCCCGUGGUCACCAGAUUGAUGACCAAGUCGCUAUCGUCCCAUUGUAGCAUGUCUCCACUCGCCGUAUUCGCCGUUGCGUACCAGCUAGAUCUGGAAGAGAUUGGAGCCAAGGCAAUCCACGAAUUUACUCAUUGGUACACAUUGCCAGUGUGGGCCGAUACAAAUCAUUCAAACAUCCCCACACCUGGCUUCAAGGCACACCUGUGCCGCGCUCAUUCCCUCGAUCAUUAUUCCUCCGACGUGGAUGCUAUCCCGGCCGCUGUCUAUUACCGACUCCUUGAUCAUCAUACUACUACAACAUCGGAAUCGUUACCAUCAGGCGCGGAAGCUGCCGUCAAGCACAUUUUUGCUCGCCCUCACCACCUCGAGAUCCUCCAGGAAGCCGAGACGCCUAUGGGGCGAUUGGCCCAUCCCUUCCACGAUACUGCUCAUGCGAAUACCAUCAUUCGCUCAUCCGACAACGCCGUUUUCCACGUGGAUCGCUAUCUGCUCAGCUUUGCGUCACCGGUCCUUGCCAAAUUGUUUUCUGCACCCGCUACAACGGCAGCAUCUGACUCAGAGAGCUUGCAAGUCAGUUCCGCCACUAGGAUGACACAUCAUUUCCCCGAGAACGGUCGGACGCUAUCAACGCUGUUCCAGCUGUCCUACCCCAUGCCUGACCCCGAGCCCAUAGGGUCCAACUCGUCAGACGUUAGGUUGAAGGACGCUCUCGCCCUGUUGGCAGCCGCGAAGAAAUACGAGGUCGCACGAGCGAUCGCGUUCGCGAAACGAGCUUGUGUCGAAGCAGCCACCACUUCUCCUGUGAGGCUCUACCUGCUAGCGACCCAGUACAACUGGGACGAUGUAGCCGAAGAUGCGGCUAUGCGCGCAGUAUACGAGACUGCGGACGCCUACUGCCCAGAGAUGGAGUCUGCCUCCGCGGCUGCAUACCGUCGUCUCUUGGUAUAUUGCCGGAGUUGCCGAGACGUCAUACUCUCUGGCGGUGCCACGGAGCAAGAGCCCAGACCAGCUACCAGCACGCGUUCGGCUUAUUGGAGCAAGACCAGCUGGUUGAAGCGUGCGGAAGAAGCGAAGUUCUGGCUCGCCUUCCAUGAACGUGUGAACCGCUGUGUUGAUUACAAGAACGGCGAACCUGUACUACUCAUGGACGUCGAUGCACUCCUUCCGAGCUCUGUGAUCGUGGAAAGGCACAGGAGGAGUGCUGCUCGGGCGAUACUAUCUAAUCCGGUUCCGAGUCAGUCCCCCGACAUCGACGACUUUGAAUCAAGGUCCCCGAGCCCAGAGGUUCAUUCGAGUCAGCUGGAACUACGACGUAUCGCGAAUGGCUUGGCGAAGAUUACACUGUAGCUCAGUACCAGGACCCAGACCACAAUCGGUCAAGCAACUUGAACGGUCUCCAGGUACUUAUGUCAGACUCACUAUCCGCAACCAUACUGUAAUAGAUGCCAUACGCGUUGUACUGUAUUCAGGAAUAGUAUUCAGUGUUCGUUUCAA
Molecule: messenger RNA, 1980 nt
Organism: Fomitopsis serialis
Lineage: Eukaryota; Fungi; Basidiomycota; Agaricomycetes; Polyporales; Fomitopsidaceae
Exons: 3
Coding region: 55-1833 (592 amino acids)
Molecular function (GO): protein binding
Source: RefSeq, a predicted model, not a curated record